AUGGCAUCAUUAUCAUAUGUGGGGUUUCAAGUGAGUUGCUCUAUUCAUGAGAGGCCAUCUAUUCCAGUUAACAACGCCUACUUGAACUUGAAGACCGCAUUGUGUUCUGUUAUCAAGCCAUUGUUUGGAGCAUUACUGCAAAAAACUCCAAAUAUCCGAAUAGAACACGUGUCAAAAAACAUGAAGAACACUUCCAUCAAAAUAUUGGAUGCCUUGGUUGAUUCCAUGUUUGAGAUUACUGAUCAACCAUUACUCCCAUCACAGAAAAACUUUGAGCCGGUUGAUGAGUUGGGAGAGGCUGUUGUUAUCAGUAGCAUCGAAGGGAACAUUCCCAAUAAUUUUCCCGACGGCGUGUACGUAAGAAAUGGACCAAACCCACUUCAUGGAGGACUUAAAUCAACAAAGUCAAUGUUUGGAAAGUCAUAUCACAUAUGGGUAGAAGGAGAAGGAAUGCUUCAUGCUCUGUAUAUUAGCAAAGUAUUAAAAUUAGAUGACCAUUAUUCUAAUAAUGACCAAUAUUAUUGGAGUGUCAACUACAACAAUAGAUACGUCCAAACCGAAACUUUUACGCAUGAAAAACUAAGGAACAAACCCUCCUUUCUACCAGCCCUUGGGGGCGAUUCCUUGGCUGUUUUAUCUGCUUAUAUCCUCAAUUGGCUUAGGUUUGGGAUCGUAAACAAAUACAUGAGCAACACCAAUGUGUUUGAACAUUCGGGGAAGAUAUUCUCCAUCGCUGAAAAUCACAUGCCUCAUGAGAUUGACAUUUCUACAUUACAAACAUUAGGCAAUUGGGAUCUUUCUCGAGCUUGGAAUAGACCUUUUACAAGCCAUCCAAAGAGAGUUCCAGGAACUGGGGAAUUGGUUACAUUCGGAAUGGCCCCAACUAAGCCUUAUGUUGAAAUAGGAGUAAUUUCAGCUGAUGGAAAGAAACUAAUUCAUAGGGUGGAUAUAAAACUCAAUCGGUGUCCACUUUGCCAUGACAUUGGAAUCACAGAGAGGUACAAUUUGAUUAUGGACAUUCCACUUACUAUAGACCUAAUGAGACUAGUCCAAGGAGGCCCAUUAAUGAAGUACAAUAAAGAAGAAUAUGCAAGAAUUGGGGUGAUGCCUCGCUAUGGUGAUGCAGAUUCAAUCACAUGGUUUGACGUGGACCCAAAUUGCACAUUCCACAUUAUCAAUUGUUUUGAAGAUGGAGAUGAUGAGGUUGUAGUGUGGGGUUGUAGAGCUCUUGACUCGAUCAUAUCAAGCACACAAGAACAAAUUGACACCUCAACUACAAAUCCUAAUAACUCAUACCAUGAUUCUCCUUACGAGUGGCGAUUAAACAUGAAAAAUGGACAAAUUAAGGAGAGAAAGCUCACUCUUGACACUGAAUUUUCUAUGGAUUAUCCCACCAUCAAUGAAGAUUACACUGGUCUUAAAAAUAAAUUUGGAUACAUCCAAGUGGUCGAUCCUAUCUCCACCACUCCCUCAAAUAACUUACUCAAAUAUUGUGGUCUCGGAAAGCUACAUUUUGCAGAGCUAGAUACUAGAGUUUGUUCGACAAGUGGUGAAUCUAAAGAGGUGGUAAAAAUAGAAUACCAUAUGUUUGAGAAGAACACAUUUUGUAGUGGAGCUACUUUUGUUUCUGCAAAAGGAGGUGUUGAAGAAGAUGAUGGUUGGAUUAUCACAUUUGUUCACAAUGAAGAUACCAACAUUUCUCAAGUUCAUGUGAUUGACUCAAAGAACUUUUCUAGUGAUCCAGUAGCCAAAAUUACAUUGCCGUACAGAGUUCCCUAUGGGUUUCAUGGAACUUAUGUAUCAAUGUAG
This is a messenger RNA of Humulus lupulus (European hop), 1809 nucleotides long. Its product is annotated as carotenoid 9,10(9',10')-cleavage dioxygenase-like. Gene Ontology annotation, biological process: carotene catabolic process. The transcript has 13 exons. NCBI's taxonomy places the organism in Eukaryota, Viridiplantae, Streptophyta, Magnoliopsida, Rosales, Cannabaceae. Gene Ontology annotation, molecular function: carotenoid dioxygenase activity. Bases 1 to 1809 code for a protein of 602 amino acids. The record is from RefSeq and is a predicted model, not a curated record. Gene Ontology annotation, cellular component: chloroplast stroma.